This is a messenger RNA of Monosiga brevicollis MX1, 1699 nucleotides long. RefSeq lists its product as uncharacterized. The annotation marks the transcript as partial. Lineage: Eukaryota; Choanoflagellata; Craspedida; Salpingoecidae. The transcript is spliced from 4 exons. The record is from RefSeq and is a predicted model, not a curated record.
GCGAUUGUUGCGGAUCGGAUCGGAUACGUUUUGCUGAUGAGCGAUCGACGACAUGCAGCGUCAAGCGAGGACGUUUGGGGAUGUGUCAAGGGGCAAGUGGAGAUUUUUACGCACGGUGGAAGUGACGGUGCUGGAGGCGCGGUAAUCCUCGAGAUAAAUUGCCGACAACGAAAAUUUUUGCGCUUCGCUGCUGAUCACCGCAAAAAGAGCUAAAACCCCGGAUCCAAGCAGCGAGCUGCUCAAGCCCAACACAGUGGUUAUGGCUGACCUGUACCUUGAUGUGCGUGGCAGAAGCUGUAUGGAGAUUCCGAUCAAGGAAAUCGAUGCUCGACGCAUCAAUGUGCCACCAAGUCCCGUGCUUCAAUACUGUGGUAUGAUUGUUGUUGAUCCCGACUGCGAGCGAACGUUUGUGUUGAAUGAAUCGUCAGAGUCCUUUUUUAAGUUCAAAUUUGCGCUUGCAUCGCUGUGGCCAACCGGCACGGAGCACAUCCACAAACAGCUUCAGGCCACGGGCGAGAAGGAGACUCGCAUGUGGACCAAGCAGGAGCUGAAAGCUGUUCGCAAUUGGUACAUAAGCAGACUCAAGAUCAUUCCGACUUUUCCUAUUCCAGAUGAUGACUUCUUGGGUGAGACCAAGGGUAUCCUGCAGCGGGCUGCCCUGGAGGAAAUUGAGCGACGCAAGAGUGGAGAACGGCCCCCCGAAUAUGACGGGUCGCCCGUCUGGUGUGUGCCAAACGGUCGACCUGACUACAUGCCUUGCGAUGCCCAUGUCCACGAGCAGCCUGUGGCGGCAGCCUUUCGCAAGCUGCGACAAGAGGCUAUGAAGGAUGGCUUCGAAGAUCGCGUUUCAAUGAUGGCGAGUCCGAUCGAGCAGGAGUUUACCUUUGUCACAACAACACCCGAUGGCGGGAAGUCCCUGUCCAAGUUUUUCGUUCUCCGCCUCAAAGACGCGAAGGACAUGAAGGGUUUUGCUCCCAAGGGCUGGCAGUUUAGGCAAGGUGAAUGGGUGAGCCCCGAGAGUAUCGCUACAGGCCUCAUGCCCAUGGGCAAAGACGAGGAGACGAAGACAGAGACAGAGACGAAGACAGAGACAAAGUCGAAGACAGAGACAGAGUCGAAGACAGAGACAAGAGUCGAAUUGAUCGACACAAAGACAGAGGAGGCAGAGGCAGUGAACAGAAGGCAGAGGCAGAGACGAAGACAGAGCCAGAGAACAGAAGGCAGAGCCAGAGCCAGAGCCAGAGAACAGAGGUAUAGUGGCAGCGAACAGAGAGAGAGAGAGAGAGAGAGAGAGAGAGAGAGAGAGAGAGCCAAAAAGAGAGAGCGAGAGAGACAGAGACAGAGCGAGAGAGAGAGAGAGAGAGAGAGUCACAGAGAGAGAGAACAAACAAAAACCACAGCAGUUACAUGUAUCGAAAAAGCCUUGCGCAUACACCCUCCUCCUGGUUGCAAACCUUACACCAACAUGGCCGAGGCUACUUUGUUCAAGAUUCGCGAGCCGGAUCCACAAGAGCAGGAUGCAGUCUACAAGGAGCAGCGCGCCAAGGGCAAGAGCGAAGUGUACAGUCGCGCCUUUGCCGCCAAAAUCCACGAAGGCGAGGUCUUUGCUCGUUACUUUGCCGAGCUGCGAGAACGCCGCCAUUUAGCCAAUGACUCAUCCAGCUCCAAGUCGCUCAACACGGACAAGUCCGUUCGCAAG